AUGUCAACAAUAUCAGAGUCUGCCGAUACGAUGGCACAUCUUCCCUUGGACCAAAACGAUGCCUCAAGCCAUGUGGCAUCAAGUGAGCAGAAGCAGGUUCAAAAGCCAAAGAAGGGCAGAUCAACUCUAGUCGAGCCAGAUGAGGACGUCACCCCCUCAGUGAAGGUUCAAAAGCAAAAACAGAGCCAAUCAAGUCCAGUCGAGCCAGAUGAGAAUAGCACCCCGUCAGUGGAGGUUCAAAAGCCAAAACAGGGUGGAUCAACUUUGGUCAAGCUAGAUGAGAAUGGCACUCUGGUGGAGGAAGAUGAAGCAGGGCCCGAGUGGAGCGAUAAUUCGAUGACCAUCGAUGACCAGAAGCGUCUUUCUCGGCCGAUACGUAAGACCAGGUCCGCCACCAUGGAAAUCCUGCAACCUACAGCAGCUGCCGCGGAGAGGAGGAAAUCCCGAUCGCAAUCUCAUAGUCGAGCUAGAUCAGUAUACUCGGCCAAUAAGAAGCAACAACAGGUGCAGCCGAAGCAGCGAGCGGUUCGGUCCAGCGUAGUCGACGAGGACGAGAAGGGGGGGCAUGAUGCAAAUUCAAUCUUGCUACAAGUCAUUCGCUACCUCUACGACAUCCUGGGCCGAUCCCUCAACCUGGUCAAGGUGCCGCUCGCCAUGCUGAUAACCCUGCUAAUCCUACUUGUGGUCUUGACCAUGCUUUCUGCAACGAUUACUGACCUGUUUUGCUCCAUUCCCGGCUUAAGUCUGGUCUGCUGGUUCUCUGGCCCGCAAGUCGGCGCUUCUUGGAAAUGCUACCUCCCAGGCUCCAGUCGAUUUUUCCUAGAAUGUCGACCACCGGGCGCGGCCCAAGGCACGCGGGAGGUCACCCGAUUGCUGAAUGUGCACGAUGAGCUUAACAAUAUUCAAGAGACCAUGGUCGGUCAUCUCUCCCUACCUUUAUUGAUCAAACGCUCUGAGACUGUGAUGCGAGAAGUCUCAAUACGCGUGGAAUUGAGCGAUAUACCAUCUAGAUCUGUGCUGGUGCCACUCUUUACCGACUUCUGGCAAGAAGCGCGUGAGAGAGGCCAAGACGUGGACAAAUUCUUCUUACAUAUAGAUCGCGCACACGAUUUGGCUAUGGGAGUCGUGGCGAGGACGGAGCGGCGUCUAGAACACAUCCAAUGGCUGGAAGAGCAAGAGCGCACUCAGCCCUUUAUAUACCGCGUGCUGUCCGUGCUUCAACCCGAGCCGCCUUCGCCGUUCGUCCUUGUGCGAGAAGAAUACCUUGGACAUCUUGACGAUCUUAAACAUCACGUGGAUCAACUCAUUCUUGAGAACAAAGUAGUAUUAGAAUGGUUGGAAGGUAUCAAGGACAAACUUUUCGUAAUGGGUGACCACAUCACCAAGGAUAACCGACAACUACACGAUUCCCAGCUAAACCUGAAGACGGGUUUCUUUAAUAAGGUCCGCCCGGACACGCGUGCGCUCCGGAAGAUCCGGUCCGCGCUAGCCGCGUUAGAUGAGGUGGAUUCAGUGCGCAAGUACGGAGUUGCAGUGUUCGACGCGAGCCUCGUACGGUUACAGAGGAUCAGUGCAGAGCUCGGUGAUCUACAAGGACGUAUUGUUGCGAAAGAGGAGGCGGUCGAGGAAGCCAAGGAGAUUGCCUCGCUCGAGCUCCAGAUAUCCAUGGUCAGAAAAAGCUUGAACCGAAUGCAGGAGCAUAAAGUAAAGACAAAGAAGGUGAAGGAGAAGUUUCGGGAAGAGUUGCAAAAGCAACUCGACGAAAUCUUCAAUAAAGUGCCAGAAAAAAUUCACAGACUCGCGACAGACCCACUUUAA
Molecule: messenger RNA, 1818 nt
Organism: Endocarpon pusillum Z07020
Lineage: Eukaryota; Fungi; Ascomycota; Eurotiomycetes; Verrucariales; Verrucariaceae
Exons: 3
Coding region: 1-1818 (605 amino acids)
Source: RefSeq, a predicted model, not a curated record